CAAUCAUACACUGUUGAAAUUUUAUGGGUUUUGGUUUUCUUGAAUUUUUAUGGGUAAUUUGUGUAUAUAUAACAUUUUUCUGUAUUAUGAAAAUUUUAUAGUUUGGUUUAGUUAUUCUUUUGUUUAAAUGUGGUUUUUGUAGUGUUGUUACUCCAAAUAUUAUGUGUAGUUUGUUGGUUGUUACUAAUCUAAGAUUUUGAGAAAAAAAUUGUGAGAAGAUUGGUCCCUUUACGAACCUCAAACUGUUUGGUUUUUGGAAGGGGGAAGGAAGCAAGGAGAGAUGAAACUGAAGUGAUCUACUUCUUCUUUGUGGGAAGCAUUACUAAUUUAUUUCCCAUUGCUAGUGAAGUUGUAGAAAGCAAUAUUGGUAUAUUUUCUCCUAAAUAGUCGGAUUGGAAUAGCGUUAUGAGAGAACAAAAUGUUAGUGAAAGCUCUAAUUAUGAUAUUAUUGAUGCUUGGUUGAAGAGUAGGAGAAACAAAUUUUACACUGAUUCUAUCGUUCUAUUGCAUUUAAUAUGUUUAACGUGGAGCUAGUUAUUCUUUGCCUUAAAUUUGAACACUAGAAAUAAUCAUGUUGAGAGUACCUUUGCGUAGAUGAUGCUUAAUAUAAAGCAAAAUUUGAAAUAUCUAGGUUAAAAUUCCAAUUGUAUGACUGUUAGAAACAUGGAAGUGUUGGUGGCAUUAUCGUCAAAGUUGCUUUUAUGUCUGAUUUCAGCUAUAACAUGGCUUACUAGAGUUCCUUUUGAUAUACAUUCGUUAAGGGGUCUUUAGAAUUACAGCUUGUCUUACCUAAUGCGUUAUGUAUGGUGUCUUGGGUUCAUGAGUUUCAAUUGGUAGCAGGGGAGGCUGUCUUGGAUAGAUAGACUAAACAUGCUAUGUGGUUCAUGGAUUUCUCCAAGAGACAUGAGGUCCCCUUUAGAAGGAAACUUUGUGAAGUUUCAAUUUAUGUGUAACAAUUCUUACCUCCACCAGUAACUACGUACUUCUCAUAGUGGCCAACUGUCUCUUUAUAGUUUCUCCCUUAGACAUUUUGCUAAUAAAAGGUUGUAAGAUCCAUCAUGAGCAAAAUUUGAUUUUGAGUAAGAGACUAGUAGUAACUUGCAACAACAACAUACCUAGUGGAAUCCCAUUGGGGAGGAUGGUGAGUGAAUGACUAGUAGCAACGUCCAUCAGGAAAAUAAGGGAGAAACUUAUAAGUCUAAAAUGUAGCAAAUAAUUGCCUCACAUUGAGGCUAAGUUGGGGGAGCUUCAGUCUGUCCUUGCUAUAAGGAAAGGGGGAGAGCCGGAGAGGCACGGCAAGUUAAAAGAACUGUAAAAUUCCAAUCGUCAGAAGCUUGAUGUAGAGAAUUUCUUAAAUUAACUCUCCAUCAUAUUCAGCUUUGUAAGAUUGUUGACUCAUCUAAAGUUGCAGUUAUGACUGUCCACAGUCUUAGUUAGUCGAGAGAGCAUCAGCUUCAUGUGACUGUAAAGUAUUGAAAUGAAGAUCACACUUCCACUGUUAUGAGUUUGAUAUGUUAAAAGUAGGGGAGUGUAGAUGGUGCUUUUUUACUAAUAUUUUCUACUGAAUAUGUCCAUUUGAAUGCAUAAAGUGUAUCUACAAGGAGAGAUAUGCAUAAUGCAUUACCAUGUUAGAGAUUAGAAUGGCCUUAGCAUGUAAUUCUUUUUUUCAUUUUGAAGUUUACUUGCAAUUAUCCUGGCAAAAGAAUCCAAAUUUGCAAGAAGAGAGGAACUCUCUAUAGACAUUCACUUCAAUUAUAAUUGGAACAAGUCUUUUCAAGUUUUAUUCCUAAAGAAAGCUAUGAUGUAUUGAUAAUGCAAAUCAAGCCCUGUAAGUCACACUGAUACUUCCCAUGAGACUGCCUUCCCCCCUCAAAAAAAAUGGGGGAAAAAAGAGAGAAGAGAAACGACUCAAAUACAUGUAGAACAUGAAGGAUAAAAGCAAACCAUUUCAGUUUCAAAUUAUGGAGUGCACUGCAAUUUUUCUGAUUACUUGUUUCAUGUGUAGGUUUACCCCUCCUAAGCGCUUCCAUUCAGCCAGCUGCAUGAGGUCUUCUAGAAAGACUUAUGAUCCACCUUUAUUAACUGGACCAUCCCCAACAUCGAAGUCCUGGAAACCUUAUAUAUUACCUGGAGCUGCUUUGGGAGUAUUUGGUGGACUGAUCCUUUUUCUUCAUUAUAAUGAUGAAAGGAGAGCAAUUCCAAAAGGUCAAGGCGAGAAAUUUGAAAGAAGUGCAAUCCAAGGUCCAAUUAUUGGCGGUCCGUUCAGCUUGUUUGAUACAGAAGGCCGUUUGGUUACCGAGCGCAACUUGCUGGGAAGCUGGGUUCUUCUCUACUUUGGUUAUACAUCAUCUCCUGAUGUUGGUCCAGCAGAAGUACAAAAGAUGGCUAAAACUAUUGAUAUUCUAGGGUCAAAACAGGAUCAUCAUAAGAUCCUCCCAGUAUUUGUCACAAUUGAUCCUCAACGUGAUACGCCUUCGCAACUUCGAGCUUAUCUUAAAGAGUUUGACCCAAGAAUAAUGGGAUUAACUGGACCAGUUGCUGCUGUUAGACAGAUGACACAGGAAUACCGAGUUUACUUUAAGAAGGUUGAUGAAGAAGGAGGUGAUUAUCUGGUAGAAUCUUCUCACAACAUGUAUUUGGUGAAUCCAAAUAUGCAAGUAGUUAGAUGCUUUGGUGUGGAAUACAGUGGGGAGGAACUGGCCGAUGCAAUAGUUAAGGAGCUAAAGAAAGUUGAGACAUAGCAAUACUCGAAGAGUAUUUGGUGAAGUGGAGCCAGACAUUCGAUUUUUGCCUGUUGUCAUGGCGAUUUAAGGACCUUUGCAGCAGCUGAGUUCGAUUAGGUGUGUUAGUCGUCUCUCAACAAUUUACUAGUUUUGAACAGAAAUUUCUCUGAUGCUUAGAUGGUCAGAGGUUAAAAACAAAAGAGAGAAGAAAACUAACAAUAUCUUCAGUUAAAGCAAAUUGGUUCUGAUACUUUUUUCUCGUCUGGUCGGUGGGUAAUGCAAAGUAGGUGGCUGUUUGGUUGCCUAGCAAAAGUUUCAUUCUAUAGUUAAUUAAUUGGAUAUCAGACUGAGUCAAGUUUGAAAACAUUAACUGAAGAAGGGUAACUUAUUGACUUUCAACCUCAUUGUUGACUAAAUAGCUAAUCACUUUUGUCUUGUGAGAAGUGAAAACAAGAAAAUGUAAUUUAGGCAAUGUUAAAAAACAUGCAGACUAUUUCAAAAAAGAGACUAAGGAGUUGAAUUUUGAGUUUCUAAA
Molecule: messenger RNA, 3258 nt
Organism: Solanum pennellii
Lineage: Eukaryota; Viridiplantae; Streptophyta; Magnoliopsida; Solanales; Solanaceae
Product: protein SCO1 homolog 2, mitochondrial
Exons: 7
Coding region: 1926-2741 (271 amino acids)
Biological process (GO): mitochondrial respiratory chain complex IV assembly
Source: RefSeq, a predicted model, not a curated record